AUGCUGGUGGAUGUGAGGUUGGUGGAUGUGAUGCUGGUGGAUGUGAUGCUGGUGGAUGUGAUGCUGGUGGAUGUGAGGUUGGUGGAUGUGAUGUUGGUGGAUGUGAGAUUGGUAGAUGUCAGGUUAGUGGAUGUGAUGCUGGUGGAUGUAAUGCUGGUGGAUGUGAGGUUGGUGGAUGUGAGGUUGGUGGAUGUGAGGUUGGUGGAUGUGAUGCUGGUGGAUGUGAUGUUGGUGGAUGUGAGAUUGGUAGAUGUCAGGUUAGUGGAUGUAAUGCUGGUGGAUGUGAUGCUGGUGGAUGUGAGGUUGGUGGAUACUGUCAGUUACAGAGCACCAGGACCAGCAAAUGAAGACGUCAAUGGCGAGGCUCUGUUGAUCUUCUCUGGGCAACAUGCCAAAUUGUUCUCUAUUGGGAAGAAAGAAACUGCUGAGUUGUGGAAAUAUGCUAAAGAAACAGCAUUUCAUCUGAAACAGAAGCUGGUGAAUCUUGGUGGAUACACAAAAUGGAUUUGCGUGGUCCCUUGUCUACUGGACUGCAAUACAGGGGAAAUGAUACAAAGUGAGACUGCUGGUCACCCCCUGUAUCCUCACAGCUACAGCUUGGGUCAUCUGGAAGAGGUGUUCUCCCGUCUGCUUCUAUUUAGGUGUCUCUUAGGCAUUGUGGUCCUCAGCUUCACCUCACCACUGAGACACAGGCUUGGCUCGGAGAUCAUCAAUCUGCUCACUGAGGAACGGUACAACAUUCUUCAGUUUUAGGAAGGCCAUAAAUGUUUGUUUAUUCAUGGCUUGGCUGGUUCUCGGAAGACAUUGCUAGCGAUGGAGAAAAUCAAGAAGAUAAAAAAUUCUGAACAGUGUAAAUUGGAGAAUAUCCUUUAUCUCUGUGAAAAUCAAGGUUUGAAAGACUUCAUGAGAAAGCGGAAUCUUUGCCUCUGUGACACAAGAUCCAGCUUCAUGAUGAAAGGGGCUUACGCUGAUAUCAAGCAUAUUGUGGUAGAUGAGGGGCAAAACUUCCGCAUCAAGCAUGGAGACUGGUACAGAAAGAACAUCCACGACAACGAUCUCAAGAAGAUAUAA
Molecule: messenger RNA, 1071 nt
Organism: Electrophorus electricus (electric eel)
Lineage: Eukaryota; Metazoa; Chordata; Actinopteri; Gymnotiformes; Gymnotidae
Source: RefSeq, a predicted model, not a curated record